This is a messenger RNA of Acipenser ruthenus (sterlet), 3694 nucleotides long. Its product is annotated as CLOCK-interacting pacemaker-like. Lineage: Eukaryota; Metazoa; Chordata; Actinopteri; Acipenseriformes; Acipenseridae. The transcript is spliced from 4 exons. The coding region runs from base 281 to 1429 and encodes 382 amino acids. The record is from RefSeq and is a predicted model, not a curated record. Gene Ontology annotation, cellular component: nucleus. Gene Ontology annotation, biological process: negative regulation of circadian rhythm; negative regulation of DNA-templated transcription.
GCUUACCCUUCUGGCUGGCUACGUCUGUCUGGUUUCUACGGCAACUUCUCUGGUCUCGUCCGCGUCGUAAACCGACAGAAGAAUGUCGCAAGUUGAAGGCAUCGGUCAUUUGUUGUUGUUUGUUUUUCUUCUUUUCGAAGACGAGUUUAGGAGUAGAAUAAUGUGCCCUCAAUAAGCAAAUCGAAGGGGCAUCAACAGCUUUCACUGGGGCAGUGCGAAUACAAACAGGCUUCACUCUGGGAUAAAUUAUAUUCAUCUAAAGAAAUCCAUAGAUAUAACAAUGAGCAGUACUUCUAAAGGUGUUGGUCACAAGAGACCCAGUAUAAGAUUACACAGCGAGAUUAUGAGCAAGCGGAGACACCUGCAACCCAGUAAUGCGAAGAGGGAUUCUGAUAAGGAUUCUGGAUUUUCGGAUUCCAGUUCAGGGUAUCUAAGUGCUGUAGAGAACACAGAUAGUGAGGAUGGGCCAAAAACCUUGUCCAAGAGUGUGGGAUCCAUGCCACAGCCAGCACAAGUGGCUGUGCUAGGAGGUGCUUUCCCUGGACUUUCCCCUGUGAUUGUCAUGAACAAUGUUCUACUUAAACAGCCAAAUAAUGCUGUUCCCCAAAAUAAACUUUGGGCUUUCCAACCCCAGGUUGUGUUUCUCCAGCCUGUUGUCUCAAACGCCACCGCCCGACAAGAACUCCUCAAGGAGAAGAAACAAAGAUCAGGAAACUAUCUGCCUAUCUUGAAAUCUUAUCCCAAAAUAGCCCCGCACCCGGGAGAAAGCUGUACGGAGAAGAGCAGUUCCAGCUCUGCUUGUGAGGACCAGGCAGCAGCAACCAAACACAGGCAUAGCAGGGAAAAAACAGAGAAGGGAUGGGAAAGCACAGCAAGCACAGCAUCAUGUAGCCAGUCCUCAAUUAUGAGCACAGGCUCAAGCCCUCAGCAAAGUCAAGCAGAUGCCCCCGGCAGUUUGUUAGAAAGUGGAUCAGAGUCGGUUCUGAACUCUCAAGAUGAACUGUCCACUGUAUGCCCUGCAGCCCCACCAUGCCCCUCACCUGCACUAAAAGCAAAUGGUCUGUCCUCUGCUUUGCCUGCUAGUGAUCAUCUGGAUGCAGAGAGCAAACGGGAGGGUUCGGUCAGCAAUCAGUGUGACAAGAAAAGCAAGAGAAAGCGCUUCUGCAACACCUACAACAUCCUCUGCAAGUCAGGGCUGCUGGGUAUUGCGCUGAGGACAAAGGAGUUGAUUAGACAGAAUCGAAAAAUGCAGAGCGAGUUAGAUCGCCUGAAGGAACAAACCAACCUUUUUGUUGAAGCAAUCAAAAGCGGUCACCCACAGGUCUGGUCCAAGCUUCAACUGAGCAUGUUUGAGAGUGGCCCCCCUGCAUGUGUUACCAAGGAAAGCAACGCUGACAAAACUAAUCAAAAUGAUUUAGCUCUGGACUGAGCGAGAGGGAGCACUCCCUCUGCACUGCAUCUUGCAGAUUGCUUAUUUACACUCUGGGUGUCCUAUUGACCUUCCAUUUGCAUUACAUUUUAUUCUGUGGGGCAAAUGCACCUUAAACCAUGAUAUCCACUUGUGUUAUUGCAAUUGGAAAGUUCUUGCAGCUAUUUUUUAAUCAAGGUACAUCUUUUUGUAGCAGUUUAUGAUCAUAAACAUUUGAGGUAGCUGUUUGAAGAGUAUUUGUUUCAGUUUUUUGUUUUAAUGUCCAUUGUGGUACACUGUUGUUUCUUGGUGGGAGGUGGGUCAGCACAAUAGAUCCAUUAAUUUCAAUAUUUGUCAGUAUGUCUAAGUCUACUGAAAAGGGCCACCGCUGUUCUUCAAUUUGUUCAAACCUGCAUUUCCUUUUCUUGCAGAUCACAGUAUAUUUGAAUGGUCAUAUUUCUUUUGAUGCAGGAUGUUUAUUUGAUUUAUUUAUUUGGUUUCUACACGUGCAAAGUUAUAAACACAUUUACUUUGUCUUGGUUUUAAGAAGUGCAUCAUACAAUAUACUGCAUGUCUUGAAAACCGCCAAAAUGAAAAUGUAAUUACUGGUAAUAUAUAAUAAUUUUAUAGUUUUAAAUAACUUAGUAGAAUUUGAAACAGGUCAGUGAUUUAAAAAAAUAAAACGGCAAGUUUAUUUUAUUUAAUAAAUUUGAACUAAGAUUCUGAAAGCAUCUACUGCUUUGGUGACAAAACUGUACGGAAACUAUUGAAGCAAAAUACUUUCAUAUCAGUCUGGACUGUAUACUCCAUCACUAUAUAUGAAUUGAAAGGCUCACUUUAAUUUGCAUUAAUCACUGCUGUAUGUGUGUUUGUGAGAAUGAAUUAAGUCAGUUGUAGCCAGAUCUGAGCACUUUCCAGUUUGUUUUGCUGUAUCACAUGUGCCACCUAGUGCCUGUGGUGACUUGCUGAAGUUUAAGGGCUGGUUCAUACUUUUGUCGCUGAUGAAUAGGCUAUACGUCAGGAGCAGGUAGCUAUAAAAGCUGUGCCUCUUCACUCCGACCAUACAGCAAAUGUUGACUCCAUCGCACAACCAUGUGAACUGUCAGACUUCUCAUCACUUUUGGAAUAAUUUUGCAUCCCCAAUUUAAAAACAUCACAUUUUUCUGAAGUCUUGCUAUUGUAGCAAAAUUUAUAAUUUCUUAUCUUUCUUCUUACACAAAAUGCCUUGUGGGGCUCAGAAUCCAAUAUAUCAUCAUACAAUGUUCUGUGUCUUAUGGAAAUUCUUAGAUUUCAGUGACUACCUCGCAAACCUUUUUUUCUUUUUUAAUUUAAUUUAAUUGCUGUGAGGCGCAAUGUUAACGCCCAGCUCUUUUCCUUGGACUUAGCAAUAUUGUUCAUGUGACCCACGGUAUCUUAUUUUUGUUGCAGAAUUUAAUACUUUUGAAAGGGUGUUUUUUUCUUGUUCACUCCUGUGUGUAUGAAAAUCAGCAGCAUACAUGUUUACGUAGUUUGACGUACAGUGAGGUGAAUGAUAUGUAUAUGUAUCGCGUUAUGACAUAGGCACUGAGUGAUGUCAUUUUUCUAAAGCUCUUGUAUGCACUCUGGAUCAAGCUUAGCUAGGGUGACACACAGAUUAAGAGAUGAUCUCAGCUUGGUCCCAGGGAAUGUUUAUAUCCCAUAUUCAGCACCUUCAUCCUGGAAAUUCAGUUUCAAAGUACUGAACAACAAAAAGCCAAAGGUGUGUGUUUGUGAUCAGGACUUGAAUUUAAGAGAGAGGAACAAAACAUAUUUGUAGCGCACGUGAUGCCAUGAACUUGGUUGUUGUUGAGUGACACUGCUGUCUUCGGUCUCUUUCUCUGAUUUAAAUAGGUAAACUGCACUAUUCACUACAGGAACUUGAAGUGAUGCCAAUAUAUUAAAGGAUAGUGUGUACCAGUUUGUUUUGUCUUUUGAGCUUUGAGGCACCAACAGUAAUUUGGUAGCACUUUGUUUGACAUCCAAAAGCAAUAGUGAUUUUAGAACCAGGCUUUAAUUUAAUAUUGAAGCUGAAUUGUUUUGGUUUUUUUGUUAAAUAUUUGUAUACUGUCUUUUAAGGCAUUUACCUUCAACCCUCAUUGGGAGUUUAAAAACUAUGCAACCCUGAGGCAUACAAUUGGAGUAUGUUACAAAAUGUACAGUACUACACUAACUUUUUAUUAUUUAACCUUUUUUUGUACUUUUGAGUUUAAUGGACUGUUUGCAUUGAAAUGUUUGCUUAAUAAACAAAUGUGUUUUUUUCUAAAAGAA